Molecule: messenger RNA, 2634 nt
Organism: Dictyostelium discoideum AX4
Lineage: Eukaryota; Evosea; Eumycetozoa; Dictyosteliales; Dictyosteliaceae
Exons: 1
Coding region: 1-2634 (877 amino acids)
Source: RefSeq, a predicted model, not a curated record
AUGUUUCGAUUAAUAAAAUCUACUCCGACACCAUCUUCAUUAAUUAAACAAAAUAAUCAAAUAUCAAAUAAUUUUAUAAUACAAUCAUAUAAUAAUUUUAAUUUUAAUAAUUUUAAUAAUAAUAAUAAAUAUUAUUCAACAAAAUAUGGAAGAGGUAGUUUAUUAAGAAAUACCAAAAGAAAAGAUAAUUACGAUAGAAAGAUUAAAGUUAAUCAUAUUUCAAAAAAACAAAUGGAAAAUUUAAUGGAAUACCGAUAUAAUAAUAUUAGUAAUAAUGAUAAUAAUAAUCAAAAAACUAAAUUUCAGAAUUCAGACAAAAGAGAUUUAUUGAAAUCAGAAUUUGGUUUCGAUGAUGAUGAAGCAAAUGAAAUUAUAGGUAGUAAUGAAAAAGAUAAAUAUCAAGAUUAUAAUGAAGAUGAUGAUUUUUUAAAAGAGGAAGAUUUUAAUGAUGAUGAUGAAACUUAUGAUGAAGAUAAUGAUGAAGAUAAUGAUGAUGACGAUUAUGAAAAUAAAACAUCACCAUCAUCAUCACAAAAUAAAAAUAAAAAAACCGAAAAUGGAAUAAAUAAAAAUAAAUUAUAUAUAAGUGAGAAAUAUUUCUACUCAAAUGAUAAAUCAAAAGAUGAUGAAUUUAUAAAGAAAUCAUUAGGUACUGGUAAAAAUUAUUCAGAGGGUAGUCAAAAUAAUACAAAUAAUAAUAAUAAUGGUGGUGAAUGGAGAGAAAUUGAUAUAAAUGAUAAAAAUUUUUCAAAUGCAUUUGAAGAAAGAGUUAAAUCUGAAGAAAUGAAGAGACAAGAGUUGAGUAAAAAAGGUAUAACAGAAGUUAAUGGUCAUUAUUAUUCAAAUGAUAUUUUAAUUCCAAGUAAAUUUGAAAGUUAUUUCCUUAAACCUGAUGAACCAAUCUCUAGAAAUGAAAAGAAAUAUUUCGCAAAACUAGAUGCAUUACAAUCUGCUAAAAAAGAGAAACUCGUCUCAAAACGUGGUUUCAAAUAUGUCGAUACAGAAUACGAUGAUUCACCAUUACAAACUGUAGUUCAAUCAAGAUUAGCUUCAAAAAUAUUACAAGUUUUAAAAGAAUCUCAAAUGUUUGAAAAUAAUAUAAAUAUUAAUAAUAAUGAAAAUAAUGAUGAUAAUAAUAAUAAUAAUGAUGAAAAUAAUGAUGAUAAUAUUGAGAAUUUUAAUAUUGAUUUUGAUUUUGAAGAAAAUAAAAAUAAAAAUAAAACAAAUUUUCAAAAUCCAAAUGAAAUUGAUCAACUUAGUAUGGAUAGAAUUGAUCCAAUCAUUUCGAAAGCAGAUAUUGAAUUAACGGGUGCUGUAAUGAGUAGUGAUCUUAGAUGGGUUAAAAUAUUUUGGAAACGUAGAAAUCAUUCAAACAUUAAUGAAAAUUCAAUGAAAUCAAAAAGACAUUUAAAAACAGUUGAUCAAUUAAUUAAAGAUGAUGAUUUAAUUAAAAUUGAUUCAAUUCAAGAUACAAAUUUAAAGAAUAUUUUAAAUAAUACUGAAACAAAUUCUGCAAAACAAUUAAUUUAUGAUUUUCAUUCAAAAAGUGAUAAAUCAAUCUCAAUUUCAAAUAUUAAAUCAAAUAAUUCAAAUUCAAAAAUCAUUUCAAAAGUUAUAACAACAAAAACAAAUAAUGAUAAUGAUGAUGAUGAUAAUGAUAAUAAUAAUAAUAAUAAUAAUAAUAAUGAUAUCAUUGAUCCAUUUAAUUUUGGUAAUAAUAAUUUACAUAUGGCUGAAAAUAAAAAAGUUAAAUUAGAAAUUUCAAUAAAUAAUAAUCAAGAUGAUAAUAAUAAUAAUAAUAUUCAAGAUAAUAAUAUUAAUGAUGAAAAAAGAGAGAAAUUAUUAUUAAAACGUUUUAGUAAUAAAGAAUUUAAUGAUGAAGAGAAUAAAGAAAUUGAACAGUUAUUAAAAGCAACACCAAUGAAACAAGUUACAAAUAUUCCAUAUAGUAUUGAAAGUUUAUUGGAUACUAGUGAUAUCGUUGGUCCAGCAAGACAUAGAGAGAUUGAAUUGAAAAGAAGAAAAAAGUAUAGAUCAUUAUUCUUUGAAGUCACUGAUAGAGAUAUUUCACAUCGUUUAGUUAAAAUUAAAAGUAGAGUACGUUGGAUUAUUGGUAAAAAAGUUAAAUCAAAAUAUGUACCUGAUAUUUUAUUCGUAAAAGAUCAAAGUGAAAUUAAAGAUGAAACUUCUCAAGAUUUAAUUACAAAUUAUAUUGGUCCUGAACUUAGACAAUUAUUUUAUAAUAAAAUUAAAAAUGAAAUUAAAAGAAAAGAAAAAUUAAAAUCAAAAUUCUCUGGUUUAUUUAAUAGUAAUAAUAAUGAUAAUAAUGAUAAUAAUAAUGAUAAUAGUGAUGAUAAUAAUAGUAGUAGUAAAAAUAUUAAUGAAGAAAAAGUUAAUUCAUUAUUAAAAGAUGAUGAAGAUGAUCAAGUUGAUUUAAUUGGAAUAUUAAGAGAAUUUCCAGAAUUAUUACAUGAUAGAGUUGUUCAAAAAUAUUUAAGAAUGGAAAGAAAGAAAAAGAAAGAACAAGAGGAAGACCAAUACCAAGAACAAGAGGAAGACCAAGAACAAGAACAAGAACAACAAAAUAAUACCAACACUAAACAAAUGUUUAAAGAUUUCAAUAAAGAUUUAUAA